Molecule: messenger RNA, 625 nt
Organism: Triticum dicoccoides
Lineage: Eukaryota; Viridiplantae; Streptophyta; Magnoliopsida; Poales; Poaceae
Product: metallothionein-like protein 1
Exons: 2
Coding region: 95-325 (76 amino acids)
Molecular function (GO): metal ion binding
Source: RefSeq, a predicted model, not a curated record
AAUCACGGGACUGCGCACCAACCUUGAAAGCAGAGCAAGAUCAGAUCAGAGAACAGAGCGGAGCGGAUAAACUCGAGUUCGAUCAUCACCAACCAUGUCGUGCUGCGGAGGCAACUGCGGGUGCGGAUCCGGCUGCAAGUGCGGCAACGGCUGCGGAGGGUGCAAGAUGUACCCUGAGAUGGACGAGGGAGUGAACACCGCCUCCCAGACCCUCAUCAUGGGCGUUGCCCCCUCCAAGGGCACCCCGUCGUUCGAGGCCGCCGCCGAGAACGGAGGGUGCAAGUGCGGCCCCAACUGCACCUGCAACCCGUGCACCUGCAAGUGAUCCAUGAGGCCUCAAUCAAAUCAGAUCAAGGAGAUGGCAUGGAUGGACCUGAUGAAGGAGCGAGUAGUAGUUAUGCAUGAAUCGCAAGCGUGUGUUUCGUUUUAAAUUGCCACCCAGAAUAAGACGAGAUCUAUCGUAUCGUAUCGAGCUAGUUAAUGGAUUAUCCGUGCCCCUUGUGGCUUGUACCGUGUGCUGUGUAAGGCGUCUUGUGCUGUGAUGCGCCUUUUCCUACCUGUUCUAGUUCCGUCCUGAUGUGUAGACAAUAAUAAUUUGGAGUUUCUGCCUAUGUCCAAAUUAGUA